Drosophila suzukii is the source of this 924-nucleotide messenger RNA. RefSeq names its product NADH dehydrogenase (ubiquinone) 23 kDa subunit (gene ND-23). Gene Ontology annotation, biological process: mitochondrial electron transport, NADH to ubiquinone; mitochondrial respiratory chain complex I assembly. Gene Ontology annotation, molecular function: 4 iron, 4 sulfur cluster binding; NADH dehydrogenase activity. NCBI's taxonomy places the organism in Eukaryota, Metazoa, Arthropoda, Insecta, Diptera, Drosophilidae. Gene Ontology annotation, cellular component: membrane. The record is from RefSeq and is a predicted model, not a curated record.
ACGGACUAUCGUUGCUGGCUCAGCUCUAAUUUGUUCGGUCAAAUUCAAUAGCAAAACAACUUUUUGGCAAUUUUAGUUUAUUUUGGGCCGCAAACAUGUCGGUAACAAUGCGAAUUUUCACCGCAUCGCGCACUGGUCAGCGCAUGUUUGGCAGCCAGGGAGCCCGUCUGCUGGCCGCCCAGCGAACAGAACCGAAAGACAUAGUCGAGGUUCCCAAGGGCUAUGUGUAUGUAAACAACAAGGAGCUGAGCAUGGAGUUGGCCGACAUCACGGAUCGGGCCGCCUCCACCAUGUUCUUUGGCGAGCUCUUCCGCGGAUUCGCCGUCACCCUGGCGCACAUCUUCAAGGAGCCGGCCACUAUCAACUAUCCCUUUGAGAAGGGACCCCUGAGCCCUCGAUUCCGUGGAGAACAUGCCCUACGGCGUUAUCCCAGCGGCGAGGAGCGCUGCAUCGCCUGCAAGCUGUGCGAGGCCAUCUGCCCCGCCCAGGCCAUCACCAUCGAGGCGGAGGAGCGUGCCGAUGGCAGCAGACGCACCACCCGCUACGACAUCGACAUGACUAAGUGCAUCUACUGCGGAUUCUGUCAGGAGGCCUGUCCCGUCGAUGCCAUCGUCGAGGGACCCAACUUCGAAUUCUCCACGGAGACGCACGAGGAGCUGCUCUACAACAAGGAGAAGCUGCUCUGCAACGGCGACAAGUGGGAGUCUGAGAUUGCCUCCAACCUGCAGGCCGAUCAUCUCUAUCGUUAAAGUUGCUUGUACCCCCUAGAAUUCCUUGUUUAGAACGAUUUUCCAAUUAAAGAUCGUUGCUGUAGCCGCGUCUUAAGCGAUUGUCUUGUUGUAUUUAUAAAUGCAGAGGAUCAGGAGGAAUGCAGAUGAGUUAUAUAUUAAUGAUAAAUAAUUUGAAUAAAUUAGUAACAUACUA